CAUAGAACCAAAUAGAUAAGAAUUCCGAAGUCUUCUCUCGCAGACAUCUGUAGAUCCAACACUGCUAAUAGCUCAGUCCUAGCCAUGAAGAUUCUGUUUGGUAUCGUUCUCAUUGCUCUAGUCGCAUUAUGUCAGGCGUUUUUACUGGACAAAAGCGAGUGUACGUCCAACAGUGACUGUCAGGCUUCUCAGUGUUGUGUGUCCGACUUCCACGGUCAUUACUGCGCUUACUACCAGAACAGCACUGACCCAUGUCAUCGCCCUGGACACCAUGCGUAUGUCUACAAGUGUGGCUGUGCCCCAGGUCUGAUGUGUGAACACAUCCAUCUUGAUCACGGUACCGCCUCCCCGUCCUCUGACCCAAUCACGUCUAUAGAAGGUGCUAUAGAGAACGCUGGUCUGGGUUUCUGUUCCUCCUCGUCACCUUAAGUCUGCAGUCUUAAAACAUAAACUUAUGUGUUAUAGAAUACAUGCUGUAUUUCAUUAAAAUCGUACUGAAAUUUCGUAUUUUCAUCGUGGUUAUAUCAGUUUAAUAAACGCGUCAUUAGUGACGUCACUGACACACGUCAUUAGUGACAUCACCGACACAUGAUCUUGUUGUAAUCCCGACAUUAGUGACGUCAUUGAUACAUGUCAUGGGUUUCCGAAAUUCGAAUCAUUUUGUAUUUUGAAUUUACUUUUUCCGUCUUAAUAAAUAUGAAUGUGUG
Mizuhopecten yessoensis (Yesso scallop) is the source of this 707-nucleotide messenger RNA. RefSeq names its product U3-aranetoxin-Ce1a-like. Lineage: Eukaryota; Metazoa; Mollusca; Bivalvia; Pectinida; Pectinidae. The coding region runs from base 85 to 429 and encodes 114 amino acids. The transcript is spliced from 3 exons. The record is from RefSeq and is a predicted model, not a curated record.